UCUUCGUCGGUGGUGGCGCCGCGUCGAGCCGCUUCCUCCGGCCCCGAUGACAGGUCUCCCAUUUAGACCCGAGAGGGAAGUUUACCUCCGGCGACCUGCGGGUAGAGUCGAGGCGGACAACUGCUCGGUGCUGGGUUACACGUUUACGACAUGAAGCUGUGAGGCAUGAGGCAGCCUGGACGAGCAUGAUGGAGGAGGCUGCCAGUCAGCUCGAGCGAGACCACGUGCACAGCGUCUACGACAAGAUUGCUCCAUAUUUCAACGACAGCCGCUAUAAAGCCUGGCCGAAGGUACGGCAGUUCCUGCUGGACCUGCAGCCCGGGAGCAUCAUCGCCGACGUCGGCUGUGGCAAUGGCAAGUACCUCCACAUCAACAAGGACGUGUUCAAGCUGGGGUGCGAUGUUUGUCGCCCCCUGGUGGACUAUGCUUGGAGCCAAGGACACGAGGUCCAGAUGUGUGACGGGCUGCAUCUGCCUUACAGAGACGGCUGCUUCGACGCUGUGCUCUCUAUUGCAGUCAUUCAUCAUUUGUCCACCAAAGAGCGGCGUAUUCGAGCAAUAAAGGAGAUGGCUCGCACCUUGCGAGUGGGCGGACGCAUCAUGAUCUACGUCUGGGCCAUGGAGCAGAAGCGUCGUAAAUUCGAGAAACAGGACAUCUUCGUUCCCUGGAACCCCAAUCCUCAUUUGCCCCCCGACUUCGGCAGAGAGCACGUCAAACCCAGAAGGAGAGCCACAGCACAGAGCGUGAGCGAAGCCAUAGACAACGCCGAAAAGCACAGGAAGGUUAGAAGCACAUCCUCCGUGGCGGACGAAGAGGAUCUGACUCACAACAUCCCGCAGCAGAGGACGCAGAGACUGUGGUUCUUCUCCAGGUCCCUUGACUCUGUGUUCGACUUUGGAAGCUUAUCCAUCUCCCGGUCGUCCUCCAGAGACUUGAGCACUUUAUCUUCACCCACUGCUGAAAGCGGAGAGAGCAAGAGCAGCCAGCGCGGAAGAGGACGAGGCCUCAUCAAGCAGGUCUCGAGCUUCUUUUCCCCGCCGUCCGUGAUCGGAUCGGAAGAGGACGUGUUCGACUGCGUCGCCGACCUGAGCAAAGGACACGACGACCCUGGGGGACACGACAACAACAACGGCACGGAGAAACGCGGCGUCUCGUUAUCUUUAGCCCAGGAGUGUGGCUCUGUGGCUCUGCCGGAUCUGGUCUCCUUGCAGGGGGAGCACCUGAAGCAGCAUGGAGAGGAAAGUGGAGGAGGGCGGCAGGGGGAAGAGCAGCGGGAAAGCACACAGAGUCCUCAGGGGAGCGAAGGGCAGGCGGAAGGCUCCUGUCUGAGGUACUAUCACGUCUUCAGGGAGGGGGAGCUGGCGGAGCUGAUAGAGCAUCACGUGGAAGAGCUUCACGUCACACAGACUUACUUUGAUCACGCCAACUGGUGUGUGGUGGCAGAGAAAGUUCAGUUAUGGAAGAUUUGAUUUUAACUUCAGUUUACUUUGCGUCGCUGCUGCCUCAAGUUUUAGCACUGACUCACACAUUUGAUGAGGUUACAGUUAAAUUACCCCACUGCUAUUACAGCUCCCUACUCAACUGUUUAGAAAGUUUUAUUUAUUUAUUUAAAUCUUAGUAGCUGUGGGACAGUCUUUGUGUCAGACAGCAAUAUUUUAAAAAGGCAUUACUGUAAUAUUUUCAGCACAGAGGAUGGAAGUUGUGGUACAAUUAUAAAGUAUUUAUUCUAUUUGAAGCCAACAAGCAGUAUCUUCAUGUGUCCUCUUUUAGCGUAUGUUUGUUUUUAUUGUAAAACCACAGCCAGCACCAGUGCUGCUGAUUUUAACACGUAUAUUUCUGCAAGGAAGACAUUCUGAAAUGCACUGUUUUUUAAAUUUUUUUAUUUAGGCUUUAAAUGUUAGCCAGAGAGGAACUAGUGAGCCGACAGUAUACUCUUCCAUCUUCUGUGUUUCGUUUCGAUGCACUGAUUUUGAUGGAGGAUUCUCGCUUUCUUCGCAUCUGCCUGUCAUUCGUAAUCUGUCAUUAGGUAGAACUCAAAGUCGUGCAGAAUAUCUUCCAACACGUUUGUGCCAUUCUCUUGUUUUUCAAAGAUCACGUCGCCGCUGUGUGUGUGCGCGUGCACGUGCUUGAUGUUGUUAUUUGAAAUAGAUGCGAUAUUGUGUAACGAGCUGAUCAUGCCACCAGUCAGUGUGUUUCAGCCGAUCAACUGCCUCAUAUACUGUGAACAAUGAACAUUGCACUGUACCAUGAACACGUCGCUGCUUGAUGUCAGUGAAUGACAUAUAAAAUAGGUGAAACUUGAAACAUACUGGUCAUCUGUUGACGCUUGUGCCGACAGCGGUGCAUAUUCUUAUCAGUACAGUAUGUGUGGACCAACUGUGUUUGUUCUGAAGUGACGCUGGUACCUUGAUGUCUUAUGUGAACUGAUGUAAAUACUUGGAAUUAGUUUUUUUUUUUCCUUAUUAAACGUUUUUUUGUUCAUGA
This is a messenger RNA of Mugil cephalus (flathead mullet), 2484 nucleotides long. RefSeq names its product tRNA methyltransferase 9B (gene trmt9b). NCBI's taxonomy places the organism in Eukaryota, Metazoa, Chordata, Actinopteri, Mugiliformes, Mugilidae. Gene Ontology annotation, biological process: tRNA wobble uridine modification. The record is from RefSeq and is a predicted model, not a curated record. Gene Ontology annotation, cellular component: nucleus; cytoplasm. The transcript is spliced from 4 exons. The coding region runs from base 186 to 1469 and encodes 427 amino acids. Gene Ontology annotation, molecular function: S-adenosylmethionine-dependent methyltransferase activity; tRNA binding.